Messenger RNA from Paraphaeosphaeria sporulosa, 1809 nucleotides. RefSeq names its product MFS general substrate transporter. The record is from RefSeq and is a predicted model, not a curated record. Gene Ontology annotation, molecular function: transmembrane transporter activity. Lineage: Eukaryota; Fungi; Ascomycota; Dothideomycetes; Pleosporales; Didymosphaeriaceae. The transcript is spliced from 2 exons. The coding region runs from base 1 to 1809 and encodes 602 amino acids. Gene Ontology annotation, biological process: transmembrane transport.
AUGAAUCCCCACGCCAAUGAUACAGAGGCGCAGUGGGUGGAAUCGGCAGUCGAAGAGGGCGAAUCGCCACUCGAGGAAGGCCGCAAGAGGAGGAGCGCGAGUAACUCGACGUCUAGCGGGUCGAGCUGGAACACGACCGACUACCUGGGCGCGGCCAAAGACGACCAUGACGGGCACCGGCCAUCGCGCCUCGAGCUGGCUCAGUCCAUCUCGAGAAGUCGCUCACGCAGGGAGAGCAUGCACCGCGCAAGAUCAGAGGCGCAAGGCGCGGGACUGACGACAGGCAUGUCGAAUCCGGUCACGAGGACGAUGUCGCGGCGCGACACAGUUUUGAGUCGCAUCCGCACCAGACCUGCUGUUGCACCGUUUGAUCACCCGUUGGCACACCAACCGACCACGGCGGAUGUGCUGGUUGAUUUUGACGGGAAAGACGACCCGUAUAGACCUAUGAACUGGCCGACCAAGAAGAAGAUUAUUACCACGGGUCUCUACGGGCUGUGCACCAUGUCUGCUUCGUGGGCUUCUUCGUCGUAUUCUGCUGGCACGUCGCAAGUAGCUCGGCAGUUUCACAUUGACGAGGAGGUGGCAACGCUGGGUACAAGUUUGUUUCUGUUUGGCUUUGGAUUGGGGCCGCUGCUAUGGGCGCCGUUGAGUGAGGUGUACGGAAGACGUAUGGCCGUGCUGGCACCUAUGUUUGUGGGCGCGUGCUUUAGCUUUGGGAGCGCGGUGGCCAAGGACGUGCAGACGCUUAUGAUCACGCGAUUCUUUGGAGCGUUCUUCUCCAGUGCCCCGGUGACGAACACGGGCGGCGUGCUUGGUGACCUGUACGAUCCGAGUUGGAGGGGCAUAGCCAUGGCUGGGUAUGCAAUAGCGGUUGUCGGUGGGCCUUGUCUAGGACCCAUCGUCUCCACCGCCUUCGUGAUCGACCCCUCCCUCGGCUGGCGCUGGACCGAAUACUUCACCGGCAUCCUACAAAUGUCCGUCCUCUUCCUCGGCACCAUCUUCAUUGACGAGUCCUACCCGCCCGUCCUCCUCGUCGCCAAAGCACGGCAGCUCCGCCACGAAUCCGGAAAUUGGGCCCUCCAUGCCAAGUUCGAGGAAUGGGACGUUUCCAUCGUCGAGCUCGCGCGGAAGUUCCUCUUUCGGCCAGUCCAACUCCUCACGUCCCCAAUCUGCUUCCUCGUCGCAUUGUAUGCGAGUUUUUGCUACGGCAUCUUGUACAUGCAACUCGGCGGCAUCCCUAUCAUUUUUGCGGAGAAUAGAGGGUGGACGCCGCUAACCGCGAGUCUGCCCUUCCUCUGCGUCCUCAUAGGCGCGUUGCUAGGUUGCGCGGCAAACGUCUACAACCAGACCCUCUACAACAAAGCCUACCACGCGAACCUCAACCGCGCCGUCCCAGAAAAACGGCUCCCGCCAAUGAUGCUGGGCUCGCUCCUCUUCUCCGGCGGCCAGUUUCUCAUGGGUUGGACCGCAGACCCGUCUAUCCACUGGAUCUGCCCGUGCAUCGGGCUCAUCCUUCUCGGUACGGGCUUCUUCACCAUUUUCCAGGCUGCGUUGAACUAUCUCGUCGAUACUUUCACGCUGUAUGCCGCGAGCGCGGUGGCGGCGAACACGUUCCUGAGAAGCUGCUUUGCGGGAGGGUUUCCGCUGGCGGUCGGGCCAUUGUAUCAUAAUAUCGGGGUUGGGCCAGGGAGUAGUAUUACGGGUGGUUUCGCGGCGUUGCUGGUGCCAGUGCCGUUUGUGUUCUAUUUCUACGGGAGGGAGAUACGGAGAGGGAAUAAGUGGUCGAGGGGGAGUGUGUAUGAUUAG